CACUGUAUUAAUGCUGAUCAUGUUUCAUGUUCCUCCUAUAUAAACUCACUGGUUUUCUUUGUGUUUCCCAGAGAAAGAUAAGCUGCUCUCCUCUGUGGCCAGCUAUGGGUCCCAUGGUCUUCUGGGGAGUGAAAGCCCCCGUCCCACUGAUCUGGUGGGUUCUGAGUGUUGCCAGCAGCACGAGGAUGUGGAGGAGGAGGAGGCACUGAGGAGGAAGCUCAAGUACUUCUUCAUGAGCCCUUGUGACAAGUACCACGCCAAGGGUCGCAAGCCUUUCAAGCUGGUCAUGCAGCUGCUCAAAAUCUUCAUUGUUACAGUGCAGUUGGUACUGUUUGGACUUAGCAACCAGAUGGUCGUGACAUUUAAAGAAGAAAACACAGCAGCGUUCAAACACCUUUUCCUGAAGGAUUAUCGGGACAACGUUCCUCAGGCCGUGCACACACAGGAGGAGCUUUACAGCCACAUCAACUUCGCCAUAGAGCAGUACCUGGCUCUGCCUCAGAUCUCACUGGGACGGUACGCCUACGUGUUAGGUGUGGGCGUAAACGGGAGCGCGCUCUCCCUCUGCCAGAGGUACUACAGAAAUGGCACCAUCGACCCCGUCAAUGACACGUUUGACAUUGAUCCACGCGUCCUCACCGAAUGUAUUGGACUAAAUCCGCUGACUUAUGAACCUGCUCCAGGAAACAGCAACUACAAGAAUUUCACUCUCAAAUUUUACAAGCUAAUCAAUGUAACAGUGGACUUCCAGCUGAAGGCUAUCAACAUUCAGACCAUCAUAAACAAUGAAAUCCCAGACUGCUACACCUUUGCUAUCACGAUUGUCAUGGAUAACAAGGCGCACAGCGGAAAAGUUAAGAUCACUCUCCAGAACCAGGCCUACAUAAAGGAGUGUAAAGACCCCAACGUGUCUGGACACGCUGAGAGCUACGCUCGGGAGCUCUAUGAUGUGGUGGUGGCAUUCGUUUGUCUGGUGUCUCUGCUGCUGUGUGGGCGCUCCAUCCUCAGAGGUAUCCUGCUGCAACAUGAGUAUGUGCAGUUUUUCAAAGACAGACUUGGCCGCAGUGUGAGCUGGGGAGACAGAAUGGAGUUCAUUAACGGCUGGUAUCUUCUGCUCAUGAUCAGCGACAUGUUCACCAUCAUCGGCAGCUUCAUCAAGAUUGGGAUUGAAUCCAAGACUUUGUCAUCGUAUGAUGUGUGCGGGAUCCUGCUGGGAACCUCCACCCUGCUGGUGUGGGUGGGAGUCAUCCGCUACCUCAGCUUCUUUCAGAAAUACAAUAUCUUGAUUGUUACAUUAAGAGCUGCUUUUCCUAAUGUCAUCCGCUUCUGCUGCUGUGCAGCUGCUAUUUAUUUGGGAUAUUGCUUCUGUGGAUGGAUUGUGCUGGGGCCUUAUCACACCAAGUUUCGCUCCCUGUCCAUGGUGUCCGAGUGCCUGUUUUCUCUGAUCAACGGAGACGACAUGUUUGUCACGUUCGCCGAGAUGGAGCAUAGCAGUGCGCUGGUGUGGAUCUUCAGCCAGGUCUACCUUUACACCUUCAUCUCCCUCUUCAUCUACAUGGUGCUGUCCCUCUUCAUCGCGCUCAUCACCGGAGCCUACGACACCAUUAUGGCUCAAACACAGGAGCAGGUGCGCGUCACAGACCUGAGCGCCUUCAUCGCAGAGUGCACGGACACACCCAGCUCGGGCAAAUUCCGCGGUCCUGAAGGGUCGUCAUGCUCCUUCUUCUGCUGCUGUGACUGAUACCCAGCACAGCAGGGACGAUGAUGCCUUGAGAGUGAACCGACUGACCUUGGACCACUUUGUCCUUCUUUUGCCCAUUUUUUGAAUUUUGCAUUUCAAUGUGCGCUGGAACGCUAGAACGCACUGCACGUUCACAGCACCAAUUACCUGCUUCAGCUUUUGUACUGUAUGAAUAAUUUAUUGUCUUCUUCUGAAAUGUGUGUUUAUGAGGUCUUUGAUGACCAGACGCAUAAUGCCAGUAAACACAUUCAUUGCUGUAGACUGGACACAGGGUCCGCCAACUGUUAAGUGCAAUGAAUGCAAAUGUUCACUUGAAUUCUCCACUGUGUAAAGGGAUUUUAUUAUAAUUUUACUGUCCACAUGGCUUCUUAGGGGACAGGAUUUUUGUGCCUCUUUUUUAUGUAAAUAUGUCUUCUGCAUCUUUACAACAGAGGUAGAAUAAACGCAAGAGACAGCAAAGCAAGCUGAAAAAUAGAGUGACCAUUAACUGCUGUAUGCAUGCAUUAGCUCCUUCAACAGUCUCAGUCAAGGCGGCUCCAUCCUUUGUUCAUGUCCUCCUUCGACUGGAAGGAGAUGACGGCUGCACGAGGAAGGAUGAGCCCCGCAGCCAACCAGUCAGUCAUCAAUAUGUAUGAACCGUUUCUGCUGUAAAGAGACAGGUGACUGUGCGCGCUAAUGCACUGCGAGACAGAGCCUUUUUUCUUUUCUUUUUUUUUUUAAAUGUUUGGUUUGAAGUGCUUCCGUGCAAGGCUGCGAAUAUCCCUGCUGACAAACUGAAUUCAAACAAGUGAUAUUCAAAGGGAGGUGCGUCAAAAUAGACAACUUUAUCUAGGCUGUGUAGGCAGAGUUGUGUUUGUGUCAGACUCUGUCGGGACGCUGACAUUGAAGCCAUGUGUGAAAGGGUAAUAGCUCAUUUAUUUAUAUCUGUGAACUAGUGAGGACAUCUCCACAAACCAGCAGUUCUUCAUUUACCAUUUUUAAAGGGAUUGACUGGUUAGAAUAUCAUGCAUAUUAGAGUAACUUGAGAAAUGGUAAUAUUCUGUGUGAAGGCAUAUGAAGGGCGCUUACUUAUUGAACAAAAUGUGUCUCAGGAUUUAAUGUGACAAAUGGAUUUUCUGAGGCUGCACUGAUUUUCUUUUUUCUUUCACUGACAUGUUUAUUUUAAUGUAUUCAUAUUGUUUGAAGUCAAAACUGUGGGAACAUGUUCUCUUCUUUUAAUGAAUGUUUACUUACACUUAUUUGCACUUAAUGAAGACUGAUUUACAGCAUCACUUGAUUUAAAUGUCUCUCAUGGGAACCAUAUAGCACAAUGGAGCGAAGCACUGUUUACAGUAGGUAAUGCAUCUGUUACUGUUUUCCUGACACUGACGAUUAUUUAAUGCUACUUGGACGUAAUGUUAACAGUGUUAUUGCUCACUACGGUUGUUUACAUAUAUUUUGUAUGCUGUUUUAAUUAUUUUACCUCUUUUCAGGAUGACGCAAGUAAGACAAAAAAAAGGGAGUUGUACAGAUACUGUAUAGAAGGAUGUUGUAUAGGUUUUUACCUGUGAUUUGUAUUGAAUCUUUCCUGUGAAGAUGCUGCCUUGUGCACGUCAGCAAAAUAAAUUGGAUA
Molecule: messenger RNA, 3353 nt
Organism: Scomber scombrus (Atlantic mackerel)
Lineage: Eukaryota; Metazoa; Chordata; Actinopteri; Scombriformes; Scombridae
Gene: mcoln1b
Product: mucolipin TRP cation channel 1b
Exons: 13
Coding region: 233-1741 (502 amino acids)
Cellular component (GO): lysosomal membrane; plasma membrane
Molecular function (GO): NAADP-sensitive calcium-release channel activity
Source: RefSeq, a predicted model, not a curated record